Messenger RNA from Syngnathus typhle (broad-nosed pipefish), 1218 nucleotides. It is a transcript of the gene opn8c, whose product is annotated as opsin 8, group member c. The record is from RefSeq and is a predicted model, not a curated record. Gene Ontology annotation, biological process: G protein-coupled receptor signaling pathway. Gene Ontology annotation, cellular component: membrane. The transcript has 4 exons. Lineage: Eukaryota; Metazoa; Chordata; Actinopteri; Syngnathiformes; Syngnathidae. Gene Ontology annotation, molecular function: G protein-coupled receptor activity.
AUGGACAGAUUGUUGCUCUCAGUUCUGGGUAACGGCAUUGUUCUGGUGAUCUGCUACCGCCGCCGGAAGAAGAUGGUGGGUUCUGAACUGCUAUGCAUUAACCUGGCCGUGGUGGACUUCCUGUGCUGCAUCUGCUUCUACCCGCUCUCCAUUGUGUCAUCCUUCCACCAUGCGUGGCUGGGCGAAUAUGUCACGUGCAUCUAUUAUGGCCUUGGCUGCUACAUCUUUGGCCUGUGCGGCAUGUUCACCAUCGCCGCCAUCAGCAUUAUACGCUAUCUUAAAACGUGCUAGAGCUUGGUUUACGCUGCGUGGUUGGAGAACACCAACAUUAGGCUGGUAUGCUGUGUCAUCUGGCUGGUGGCCACAGUGUGGUCCAGCUUCCCUCUCUUUGGCUGGGGCGGGUAUGUCCCAGAGCCCUACGGAUUGUCAUGUACCAUCGCCUGGCGGGGCUACCACACCUCCGCCAAGGACGCCUUCUAUGUCAUCUGCUCUUUUGCGUGCUUUACGUUGAUGCCUGUCUUGGUCAUUGUAAUGUCCCAUUGCCAGGUCUUGUACAAGAUAUCCCGCUUCUCUUAUUCACUGUUGGCGCGAGGCACGACUCUUCAUGGUGAGCUGUGAAUGUUGUGUGUGUGUGCUGUUUUCUCUGUUCUUCACUUAGACUCACUCAUCUCUAUGUCCUGUAUCAUUACCAAUGUUAUUUUCUUUUAUCUAUCCGUUUUUCCCCCCAAAUGUUUUUCUGCAUCAGUCAUCGCCUGGGCACUGUACACCAUCGUGUCCUUCCUCUUCAUAUUCCACAAGGAGAACCAGUACAUGGCUCCUGAGGGCUUUGUUUUCCCUGCCCUCUUUGCCAAAAGUUCCCAUAUCUACAACCCGUUUAUUUACUUCUACUUCAACAAAACCUUCCAGAAGGAGCUCCAGUCCUUCCUGGUCUAUUUCUGGCCCAAAUUGGGAGGCAAUCGGGUUGGAGCCCAAGUCAUUUUGAGCCACCCGGGUCCUGACCCCAUCUAUAUCCAGCUCCAGGAGCGAGGCUACAUCUGUAGGGCCUUUGCUUUAUCGAGGGAUCACACACAAAGCAAAAGCGCUAAAAGUAACAGCAGUAACCACGCCCAUGCAAAACUGGUGAACACCUGCUGGGGGUCAACGCCAAAGAACACCGCCAAUCUCUUGAAAAAGAAAAGUGUCAACAAUUCUUUGGCUGCCUCUGUGACCUCUAUUUAA